Molecule: messenger RNA, 3106 nt
Organism: Rhodofomes roseus
Lineage: Eukaryota; Fungi; Basidiomycota; Agaricomycetes; Polyporales; Fomitopsidaceae
Product: RNA ligase-domain-containing protein
Exons: 4
Coding region: 210-2780 (856 amino acids)
Biological process (GO): tRNA splicing, via endonucleolytic cleavage and ligation
Cellular component (GO): nuclear inner membrane
Molecular function (GO): ATP binding; RNA ligase (ATP) activity; GTP-dependent polyribonucleotide 5'-hydroxyl-kinase activity
Source: RefSeq, a predicted model, not a curated record
CCGCACAACGAGCGCUUGCACCACCUCCUACUUAGAUCUGGAAUUCGUCUGCUUUCCGAGUCGCAGCCGCAAACAUUCUGUCUCAACUUCAGCUCCACUACGCUCUGACCGGGACACGUCCCUUCACUCAUCUAACCAGGUAUAGCAGGUGCCUCAUCCCUCUACAAAGACAGUCUCUGCGUGUCGCAAAGCAGAUCACGACUCGGAGUAUGGAGACUCGUUCUCAGCCCGCCACUGUGACGCCACAACGCACGGAAACUGACUCUGCCAACAUCACUUCGACAAAAGAGGAGGCAGAGUCGGUCGCAACGCAGAAGGGCCCGGUCCCUACUCUCGACGCGGCCGUGAAGGAUGCCAUCUUCGAUACCAUUCACAUUGAUCCAGAGGACUCGCAGCUCAUCGAGGAUCUCUUUCGCAUCUCGAAGAAGAGCCCGAAGCUUGUGCGGUCAACGGCGUACACCGCACCCGCAGACUCAAGCAUCGUGCUUCGGAGUUGGAAGAUGAACGAGUUCAAGUACUACGACGUGCCUUCUCCGUUCCCGACGCUUGCAAGAGGUCUAUUCACCCAAGAAAUCAAGAAAGGCGAUCAAAUGAAGCACCGAAUUGUGGCCCGUGGUUAUGACAAAUUCUUCAAUAUCGGCGAAGUGCCAUGGACGCAUUGGGCAUCCCUUGAGAGUCAUACCGGGCCUCCGUAUACACUUACUCUCAAGUCGAACGGUUGCAUCAUCUUCAUAGCGGCUCUGACGCCCACGAAACUCGUAGUCACGUCUAAGCAUGCUCUCGGACCCUCCAAUGCCUCCGGAGAGAGUCAUGCCCAGGUCGGCGAACGUUGGUUGCGGCAGCACCUCGCCGACUCAGGCAAAACAGAAGAGCAGCUCGCGAAGAAACUUUGGGACAAGAACUGGACAGCCAUCGCUGAGCUCUGUGACGACUCUUUCGAAGAGCACGUCCUUCCGUACGGCCCUGAUCAGAGUGGCCUGCAUCUACACGGCCUCAACGAAUGCCGGAAACACUUCCAGACGACGGACCAGACCGUCGUCGACGCCUUCGCGCGCGAAUGGGGGUUCAUCGUGACCAAGUCCACUGUGCUUCACUCCAUCCCGGAAGUAAAAUCCUUCACUGAGGAGAUCGGGCGCAGCGGCAAGUGGAACGGUGAGCCACUCGAGGGCUUCGUCGUGCGCACGCGCGUCGUGAACCCACCGACGAAGGGCGGCAAGCCCGCGAGCAUGUCACCAUAUGAGCCCGGCUCGUCCUUCUUCUUCAAGGUCAAGUUUGACGAGCCGUACAUGAUGUACCGCGACUGGCGCGAGGUCACGAAGAGCCUUCUGUCGAAGGGCCCGGUGCUCACGAACGUGCCGAAGGGCAAGCUCCGGCGGCCGGAGACGAAGGUGUAUGUCGACUGGGUCAUCAAUGAGAUCAAGCGCGAUAAGAGCCAGUUCAAUACGUACACGCAGGGGAAGGGCAUCAUCGCCACCCGGGAACGGUUCUUGAAGUGGCUGGAGAGCAACGAGGGCCGGUCGGCGGAGAAGAAGGUGGAGGAGAAGCAGGACGUCGCUGGUACGAGCGGCGAAAGUGGCAAGCAAUUCGGGAAGACGAUCAUCGUCCCUGUGGCUGUCCCGGGCGUGGGCAAGACGAGCGUUGCAGUCGCACUCAGCCACCUAUUUGGCUUCGGCCAUAUCCAGAGUGACGACAUCAAGGCGAAGAAGGCCGCGCCUGUCUUCAUCAGAAAUGUCGUGGACCUACUGAAGACACACGACGUCGUAAUCGCGGACAAAAACAACCACCUAGCCCAGCAUCGCCAACAGCUGCGCAAUGCGACGGCGAACAUGAAGCCGCCCGUCAGGCUGAUGGCGCUCAACUGGUCGUUUGACGUCCCGCUGAGCACGAUCCACCGCGUGUGCGCGGACCGGAUCGCAGAGCGGGGCGAGAACCACCAGAGCCUUGUCGCGGGCGCCCACGAGGACGUCGUCUGGCAAUUCCUGAAGAACGCGGAGGAGUUGUCCGACGACGAGGUCGACGUGUCCGUCGAAAUGGGGUGGGAGGAGAGCCUUGAGGAUGGGCUCGCCCGCGCGGUCGACGCGUGCGUGCGCAUCUUGGGCGUGCAGAAGCCGGACCAGGAGAAGUUCGGCGAGGCACUCGCGGUCGCAAGGGGCUACAGGCCGAAGGCGACGGCCAAGAAGCCUGCGGCGAGCGAACAGGGGAAGAAAAAAGAGAAGAAGGAACCGCCGCCAAGGUACUACGGCGUCCUCGCCGAGGUAGACCUGGAGAGCGUGCUGAAGAAGCGGUUCAGCGCAGAGGACGUCUCGCAGUCCGGCAAGGCGUUCUGGGAGAGGCUGGUGAAGGACAAGCGGGUGACACCCCGCCCGCAUGUCACGAUCGUGCACUCGAAGUCGCUGCCGGAGCAGACCGCACUAUGGGAGCUGUGUAGGGGCUUGCAAGGGCCUGCGUCGCACCCGCCGCUGUUCAGCUUCCGGCUGGGCCACGUCGUGUGGAACGACCGGAUCAUGGCGGCGACAGUUGUCGACUUUGCAGUGUCUCUCGACGAUGUCGACGGGGAGGCGCAGAAGAAGGGUCUCGACUUUGUGCUGAAGCUGCCUGCGGAAUUGAGGGACAGGCUGCAUAUCACGGUGGGGACCCGGGACAAAGCUGUAGCUCCUGUGGAGGCGAGAGACCUCAUCUGGGAGUGGAGGCAGAAGGGUAGUGCGGCGGUUCCGGGCGUGGGCUCUGUUGUGCUCAAGGACGCAUGGGUGAAGGGAAGGGUAAAGGGUCUGGUCAAUUAAACCCCCGUGUACGCCGAAUUCAUAUUUGGGGAGUCCUGGAUUUCGCUUGCUAGCAUCUAGAACGCAUCGCAAACACCACUCAAUAAUCAUUAUGUCUGUACAAACUCCCACAGCUCCUCGUAUCAUGCAAUCAACACAGUGUAGUAUCACAGCAGAUGUCGCCCUAAUUUAACUACCGUCCCAAAUUACUUCCAGCGAGAUCUCCAGCUGGCUGUGACUGGACCAUCGAGCGCCUUGUGCGCUCCGCGGAAUUAUCUCCUUCCACGUAGUCUCUACCCAUACGUCUUGUUCAGCUCUUUGGAAGCCGGUUGCUGCCGCCUUGAUGG